Molecule: messenger RNA, 1383 nt
Organism: Prunus armeniaca (apricot)
Lineage: Eukaryota; Viridiplantae; Streptophyta; Magnoliopsida; Rosales; Rosaceae
Source: the annotation of a GenBank genome assembly
AUGGUUGCGGAUUCUAGUGCUGCGAAGCUCAAUCUUAGAGAAAGUGAGAGCCUUUUAAGAAGCUAUAGUAGCGGCUGUGUAUCAGUUUCGUCAAUGACAGAGCCAAAUCCAGAGACUUUGACAGGGUCUUGCUUAGUUUCGUGCACCACAUUCAAUAUUUUGGCUCCCAUUUACAAAAGACUCGAUCAACAGAAUCAAGGUCUUCGUGAGAGCGAGUUCAGAGCAUUCUGGGUGGCCAGGAACCAGAGGAUUUUGGAUUGGUUGCUCUAUGAAUCUUCUGCAAUUAUAUGUCUCCAGGAGUUUUGGGUUGGAAAUGAAGAAUUUGUGAAUAUGUACCUGGAGGGGCUUGGGGAUGCAGGCUAUAGUACCUUCAAGCUUGCGCGAACGAACAACCGUGGAGAUGGUUUGCUCACUGCUGUGCGAAGAGACUGCUUUAGGGUUCUAAACUAUCGAGAGUUGCACUUUAAUGAUUUUGGAGACCGUGUUGCUCAGUUGUUACAUGUUCAGUUAGUUGCCCCCUUUUCACAAAAUCAGAAAGGCAAUGUUCAGCAAGAAAUGCUAAUUAUGAAUACGCACUUGUUAUUUCCUCACGAUUCCAGUCUUUCCAUAGUAAGAUUGCAUCAGGUUUACAAAAUUUUGCAAUUUGUGGAAUCUUAUCAGAAUGAAAACCAACUAAACCCCAUGCCCAUCAUACUCUGUGGUGACUGGAAUGGAAGUAAGCGUGGCCAUGUGUACAAAUUCCUUAGAUCUCAGGGGUUUGUAUCAACAUAUGAUACUGCUCAUCAAUAUACUGAUGCAGAUGCUCACAAGUGGGUUAGCCACCGCAAUCAUAGGGGAAACAUCUGUGGUGUCGACUUCAUUUGGCUUUGUAAUCCCAAUAAGUCACGUAAACCACUAAAGACUAGUUGGUGUGAAGCUGUUCUUGGUAUAUUAAGGCGCCAGCUCCGAAAAGCUUCAAUGGCUGAGAAUGAUGCAUUUGCCUUUUUGAAGGGUGAUAGCAGUGGUGAUUUUAUUACAUCCUCAGCUUUCUGUGAAGCACUCCAUCAGGUUAAUUUAAUUGGUCAACCUUCGGGACUGGGUUUCCAGGAGACAAGGAAUCUCUGGAUCCAAGCAGAUGUUGAUGCAAACGGUGUUCUUGAUUAUGAAGAAUUUAAGAAUAGGAUCUGGAUAUCUACAGUGUCAGAGGAAAAGGAAAACCUUAAUGGAAGUAGAGAGGAGUCCAUACGAGGCACACAGGACGCCCUUGGAUUCAACGUGAAGAAUGCAGUUCUGUACCCCCGUGAGGCGGAAAAGGGAAUAUGGCCUGAAGAUUAUACUCUUUCUGAUCAUGCCCGACUCUCCGUCGUACUCUCACCAGAAAGGAUGUGGUGUUCUCAGUUAUAA